UGUGCUGUAGGACCUUAUCACGUCCUGACUUACAAGGCGAACAUCAGUAUGGACUCACUAAAGAUAGCUCUUCUUCUGGCCGUCCUAGCUGUCGGCCAUUCGGCGAAAAGACACAGCCUUUUCCGGCCUUUGACCCAGCGAGUCGUGUGUCCAGCCAACGAGUUCCAGUGUAAAGAUGGUUUGGCUUGUGUGCCCCUGAAGUGGACCUGCGACACUGAGGCCGACUGUAAUGACAGGUCGGACGAAGCACUCAACUGCCCGACUGACUGCUCACACGCCAACCAGUUCCGAUGCGACGAUGGUGAGUGCGUGUCCAGAGACUUUGCCUGUGACGGUGGAAACGACUGUCAAGACGGAUCAGACGAGCAGAAAUGUGCUGAUUUCGUCUGUCCUGACGGUGAGAUCAAGUGCGACAACAACAUUUGCAUCGAGUCGGUGUGGAAGUGCGACGGGGAAGACGAUUGCGGGAACGGAUGGGACGAGAAAAACUGCAGCAGUUGAAGGGUUAACUUUAAGGAUGUCGCACGUCAUUUCAGGGGUUAAUUUAAAUACGCGUGGGGUUACACAAAUGUAACAUGAUAACUGCAAUUUAAAUGGUUGAAUUAUUGUUUUAAUAU
Physella acuta is the source of this 617-nucleotide messenger RNA. Its product is annotated as low-density lipoprotein receptor-related protein 8-like. Gene Ontology annotation, biological process: receptor-mediated endocytosis. NCBI's taxonomy places the organism in Eukaryota, Metazoa, Mollusca, Gastropoda, Physidae. The record is from RefSeq and is a predicted model, not a curated record. Gene Ontology annotation, molecular function: protein binding; hormone binding. Gene Ontology annotation, cellular component: apical plasma membrane; signaling receptor complex; plasma membrane.